Messenger RNA from Klebsormidium nitens, 1260 nucleotides. The record is from the annotation of a GenBank genome assembly. Lineage: Eukaryota; Viridiplantae; Streptophyta; Klebsormidiophyceae; Klebsormidiales; Klebsormidiaceae.
AUGAGGCACCUUAAAAUACUGGACGUGCGCGCAAGGCUGCACGCCAGAUCAGGGAUCGACUUUGAUACACGUUACAAGCACGGGCGCAAAGGCUGGACAGGUGCCGGACUCAUCAAGCUUCAAGAAAAGGACGCUUUUCCGGACCGCUACAUAGACACGAUCACCCCUUGGUCCGCUAAAGAGCGGUGUGACCAUAUUGCGAAACGGAUCCCGUCGGCUCUCGUUUUGUACCGCAUGAUGUGCCUCUUUCCAACCCUGGAUGUGCCGACGGUCGAUUGGUACAAGUGUCUCUGGGACUUCUCAUUGAAACACAAAGCGACCGGAUUCUUGCUACAGAUAUGGGAACACAAGGCCGGUUUGCAAGCCAGGAUCUACUGGACGGGCAGCCUUGAAAGCCCUGGUCCGGGGCCGGAAUGUUUCCAGGCUGACGCGUGCGCGUUUCUGGAGCUGCUCCUUUCGGACGAGUGCCGGCAUCCCUGUGGAGUGGUCGCGGGUUCCAUUGAUCCUGCUCUUCUGGACACCUGCAGCGCAGCGGCACAAAAGCAGCGAAGAUAUAUGGUGGACCUACCGCAAACCCACAGGGAUCGGCUGACGCCCGAGGACGAAUCGGCGGCGCGCGCGGUCAGAGAUAACGCCCCACAAGACGGUUCCGGUCGCUUGGAGGUCCGCUUCCGUUUCGCUACCAAAUCAAUCAUCUUAGGCGACUUGGAGCCGGAAUCUGCGGCGCCCAGAAACAAGAAGCUGAAGGCGGAAGUGGAUCCGUCGACCGUUCCCUUCUGCGUGACGAUCUCCUCGGCGCUGCUGCUCUACCGUCUUCUCGCCCUCUUCAGCCUCCUCGACCGCGAAACGCGCCUCUCCAAUGGAUCUUACGAAAGCGUCCAGACUCCGGUUGAGAUUCUUCGACCCGAAGUCCCUGACUCCGUCUGGUACACGGAGAUUGCCCACGUGGCGUCCGGAACCGUCGUCCGGUUUGGCGACUACCGCGGCGCGGCAAGCGUCUGGGCGAAAGCGUCCGAAGGAGCUGACAUGGACAAGCUCAAGGGGGAUCUUGAGUCGUUGCUCGAGCUGCUGUGCGGCGAAAAGUCCCCGCAUACGUACGACAAAGUGGUCGCCGGACACUCCAUUGACCCAGUCGGCUCAGCAAAUUGCUGGAAGCUGCCGGAAGCAUUCAGAGCUGAACGGAACGCUAGUGAUGGCCGGACUUCUCGGUGCCAAAUGGCACGAGCUCUCUUCGGAGAUUCAGAAGAGAAAGUCAGGUGA